CUUCAGGGAAAGGUAUCGGCAAAUAAGGGAGAGAUAGGAGACGCCACUCCUUUCAACGAUACGGUGAACGUGCAGAAGAUCUCUGAUUUACUUCAUGAAUACAACUAUCAAUUGCGAGGCUAUGAAGUGAUGUACAACGCGCACACCGGGAGGAAAGUGAGCGCUCAGAUAUUCAUUGGUCCGACUUAUUAUCAGAGACUCAAGCAUAUGGUCGACGAUAAGAUCCACUCGAGAGCCAGAGGACCAGUUCAGAUACUGGUCAGACAGCCUAUGGAAGGUCGGGCGCGCGAUGGAGGCCUACGUUUUGGUGAGAUGGAGAGAGAUUGUCAGAUAUCUCACGGCGCCGCCCAGUUCUUAAGGGAAAGGCUGUUUGAAGUGUCAGAUCCCUAUCGCGUCCAUAUUUGCAACUUGUGUGGACUCAUAUGUAUCGCCAACUUAAGGAACAACACGUUUGAGUGUAAAAAUUGUCGCAACAAAACCCAGAUAUCUCAGGUCCGGGUGCCCUACGCCUGCAAACUCCUUUUCCAG
Messenger RNA from Oppiella nova, 528 nucleotides. NCBI's taxonomy places the organism in Eukaryota, Metazoa, Arthropoda, Arachnida, Sarcoptiformes, Oppiidae. The record is from the annotation of a GenBank genome assembly.